AAGAAAAGAGGAAGUGUUUAAAGUUAGGUUAUGAAAUACAUUUAUAUUUAUAUUUAAUUUAAUUUUAUUUAUUUCUCCUGUAUAAUGACAAAUCUAUUGAAGAACAGCACAUUUUUAUUAGGACAAUUAACAAGCAAAGCGUUAAGAAUAAGAAAUUCCUCUACUUAUAAGGCUGCAGUUAUACGGGGGACAUCCAAUUCGUUUUCGGUUGAAGAAGUUGCACGAACAAAACUCGGUGAUAAUCAAGUGAGAAUACAAGUGCAUUACUGCAGUCUUAAUUCAAAUGAUCUUCCCACAUUUCACGAAAAUAGUAAAGGUUCCCCGUUCACGCCCGGCUACGAAAUAGGUGGCGAAGUCAUCGAGCUCGGAAAAAAUGUCACGAAAAAUCAAAUAAUCUUAGGAGAGAAAGUGGCUGCAUUGAACUUGGAGAGAAUGGGAGGUUUUGCGGAGGAAUGUGUUACUAAUGUCGAGGAUAUGUUUCGAUUACCCAGCAAUCUUCCGUUAAAAGAUGCGGCGAUACUUAUUAGCGGUCAUUCUCUGGCUCUAUUGGCGUUCUCGAAGAUGACAAAGAUAAAAAAGGACGAUUAUGUUGUUAUUUCAGCAGGGAGUGGAGGUCUUGGACUAGCAGCCGUCGACAUUGCUGCCAAUGUGUAUGGUGCAAAGGUAAUUGGGGUGGUUGAUUCAAGUGAUAAAGCGGACCUGCUGAGAGAUCGAGGGGCAUUUAAAACUGUACAGCCGGACUCAAAGUUACAGCAGCAAGUGCUAAAAGCAGCAGAGAAGAAGAACAUUAAGGUUGUAUACGAUGCCGUCGGUAGUUCCCUAACUGAACCACUAGCCAACUGUGUGUCAUCAGGGGGCCAAAUUUUCUUGGCCGGUUCUCAUUUGUACGAAUCAAUUCCAACACCACCUUUCAACACCAAUCUCGCCGUUCUUGAUUUAAUAGCGAUUAAAAAUCAUGAUCUGGAAGCGUACAGGUGCUUAGUUAAUGAUGUUCUCGAUCUUGCAGAUCAGGGUUUAAUUAGUGCACAUGUAAGUGCCAGUUUUGAGUUGGGUGAUAUUAACAAAGCGAUUGAAUUUAUUCAAGAGAAAAAGUGUACUGGAAAAGUGCUUAUUAGAAUGUUAUAACAGUCCUUAAGUUCUUAUUUUAUUUAUUUUUGUAUGUGUACAGUUUGUAAUUCAAAAAUUAAGGAAUAAAUGUCAGUAAUUUAA
Messenger RNA from Photinus pyralis (common eastern firefly), 1209 nucleotides. RefSeq names its product quinone oxidoreductase-like protein 2. The record is from RefSeq and is a predicted model, not a curated record. Bases 85 to 1125 code for a protein of 346 amino acids. Gene Ontology annotation, cellular component: mitochondrion. The transcript has 4 exons. Gene Ontology annotation, molecular function: oxidoreductase activity. NCBI's taxonomy places the organism in Eukaryota, Metazoa, Arthropoda, Insecta, Coleoptera, Lampyridae.